This is a messenger RNA of Carcharodon carcharias (great white shark), 2251 nucleotides long. It is a transcript of the gene ubqln4, whose product is annotated as ubiquilin 4. Gene Ontology annotation, molecular function: polyubiquitin modification-dependent protein binding. The record is from RefSeq and is a predicted model, not a curated record. Gene Ontology annotation, cellular component: cytosol. Lineage: Eukaryota; Metazoa; Chordata; Chondrichthyes; Lamniformes; Lamnidae. The transcript has 11 exons. Gene Ontology annotation, biological process: ubiquitin-dependent protein catabolic process. The coding region runs from base 58 to 1857 and encodes 599 amino acids.
CCCUCCCCUCUCCUCCCCGGCGGGUGCGCGCGCAGUCGGUCAGGCGGGCGCGGAGCGAUGGCGGCGGAAGGUUCUGGAAAGCGGCGGAUUAAAGUGACGGUGAAAACCCCCAAAGACCGCGAGGAGUUCGCCGUGGAGGAGGAGGCGUCCGUGCGGGAGUUUAAACAUGAAAUCUCCAAGAGGUUUAAGGCCAAGCAGGAGCAGCUGGUGCUCAUAUUUGCGGGGAAGAUACUGAAGGACGGCGAUACGCUCAACCAGCAUGGCAUCAAAGACGGCCUCACUGUGCAUCUCGUAAUAAAGACAGCCCAGAGGCUCCAGGACUCCAGCACGCAGCCAUCAACGUCGUCCAGUUCCCCCAGCACUGAGGAGGUCAACACGAGGCCCGAACCCACCACAGGCAUGGUCACCAGCACGAGCAGUCCGGCCAACACAGCCCCCGCAACAGGGACACCCACUUCCUCCCCAUCCGUACUGUCUGGAUUCGGUGGCAUUCCUGGCCUAGGGAGCCUGGGCAUGGGCUCGGCAAACUUCAUGGAGCUUCAGCAGCAGAUGCAGCGGCAGCUGAUGUCGAACCCAGACAUGCUGGCCCAGAUCAUGGAGAAUCCCUUUGUACAGAACAUGAUGUCGAACCCAGACCUGAUGAGGCAGAUGAUCAUGGCGAACCCUCAGAUGCAGCAGCUGAUGGAGAGAAACCCAGAGAUCAGUCACAUGUUAAACAACCCCGAGUUAAUGAGACAGACUAUGGAACUGGCUCGAAACCCAGCCAUGAUGCAGGAAAUGAUGAGGAAUCAGGACCGGGCGCUAAGCAACCUUGAGAGCAUCCCUGGCGGUUACAACGCACUGCGACGCAUGUACACUGACAUUCAGGAGCCCAUGUUCAGCGCAGCCAGAGAACAGUUUGGAGGCAACCCGUUCACGGCACUGGGAGGUGGUUCAGACAGCAACGCUCAACCGUCGCGGACUGAGAACAGAGAGCCCUUACCGAAUCCCUGGGUGCCGACGUCACCGGCUUCCCCAGCCGCUGGCUCCGGCAGUGAAGGAGGGAACAACACUAACCACACUACACCGCCAGUAUCAAACCCCUUUGGCAUUAACGCUGGGAACCUCGGAAACGGAAUGUUCAACAGCCCGGGGAUGCAGAGCCUAAUGCAGCAGAUAUCGGAGAACCCGCAGCUAAUACAGAACAUGCUGUCCGCACCGUACAUGAGGAGCAUGAUGCAGUCCCUGUCCCAGAACCCUGACCUCGCCUCACAGAUUUUGAUGAAUAACCCCUUGUUCGCUGGCAACACACAGCUGCAGGAUCAGCUCCGACUCCAGAUGCCCAUCUUCUUGCAGCAGAUGCAGAAUCCAGAUGUGCUGUCAGUCAUGGCUAACCCUCGGGCAAUGCAAGCCUUACUCCAGAUCCAGCAGGGGCUGCAGACACUGCAGAAUGAAGCACCGGGACUUCUACCAGGAUUCAGCCCCGCUGCCCCCGGCGCCCCUGCUCCUGUCGGAGGUCUCGGUGGGCUCGGGGGCCUAGGCAGCGGAUCGACGCCCACGACGACGGCAGCGGCACCCACCACGGCCAGCAGCGGGAACGGGAACGUCAACGUCAACGUCAGCUCCGAGAGCCCAGCGCCCACAGCCCCUGGGACAGGGGGCAGCAACCCACAGCAACAGCUGAUGCAGCAGAUGUUACAGAUGUUAGCUGGGGCUAAUACUCAAGUACAGAACCCGGAAGUGCGAUUUCAGCAGCAACUGGAACAGCUCAGCGCAAUGGGUUUCAUCAACCGGGAGGCCAACCUUCAGGCACUGAUAGCCACUGGCGGGGAUAUAAACGCUGCAAUUGAGAGACUGCUGGGCUCGCAGCCCUCUUAAACAGCAGGGAGCCGCAGCCCUAGCAUUCUCAUCAUUUAUUUUAUUCUACAGCGGGAGAGCAGGCUCCUCAGGAGGAUAAGAACUGACAUUUUAAGUCAAAAGUGAUUUCAAAACACACAAAAAAAAACAGCUCGUUCGAAACUCAUCUCCACCCUUUACAGUACGUAUCGUCCAGUGCUUAAUUGAAAAAAAACAGUUGUCCUGUUGAAUUGUAAAGAUGAAAAAAAAAUACACACUUGCUGCCCAGCAUUUGUUGGCCCCGGUUUUACCCCUCCCCUGCCCGUCUCCCACUUUGCUUCUGUGUUCUGUAUUUGCUACCAGAGCCUGGAUCCAGUGGUUUAAAAAAAAAAAAUGUGAACAUAGCAUAAAAAAGUAACAUUGCUAACGGCUUGAG